Molecule: messenger RNA, 2119 nt
Organism: Ziziphus jujuba (common jujube)
Lineage: Eukaryota; Viridiplantae; Streptophyta; Magnoliopsida; Rosales; Rhamnaceae
Product: monolignol oxidoreductase AtBBE-like 13
Exons: 2
Coding region: 98-1711 (537 amino acids)
Molecular function (GO): oxidoreductase activity; FAD binding
Source: RefSeq, a predicted model, not a curated record
UUAAUUGGACGCUCACUGCUAAAGUGGCUUCAAGGCUCAUCAAGUGUAACCCCUAUAUAGAAAUUAACUCAAACAAGGAAACCAAAAGAAGGCGACCAUGAAGCUUUCAAAAUCAACCAUUCUAUUACUAAUUCUUGUUCUUCCGCAGUCAGCUUCAUGCAGGACAGCUUCAGUUUCAGUCCUCGACAAAUUUAUCCGAUGUGUCACUCUUCAUUCUGAUAGUUCAAUUCAAAUCUCCUCAGCAAUUUUCACCCCGAACACUUCUUCAUUCACUUCUGUUCUGCAAUCUUCAGGACAAAACCUCAGGUACUUAGUUCCUUCAGUGCCAAAGCCAGAGUUUAUAUUCCAACCCCUUCGUGACUCCCAUGUCCAAGCCUCUGUCAUUUGUUCAAAACGGCUUGGAUUACAUCUUAGAGUGCGAAGUGGAGGCCAUGACUACGAGGGCCUUUCUUAUGUAUCCGAAAUCGAAACACCUUUCAUCGUCGUCGACCUCGCCAAACUCCGGUCCAUCAACGUCGAUAUUGAAGAAAACAGUGCAUGGAUUCAAGCCGGUGCCACCAUCGGUGAAGUUUAUUAUAGAAUUUCUGAGAAAAGCAAAAUCCAUGGCUUCCCUGCUGGGCUUUGCACCAGUUUAGGAAUUGGUGGGCAUAUAACUGGAGGUGCUUAUGGCUCAAUGAUGAGAAAAUAUGGCCUCGGUGCUGAUAACGUCGCCGAUGCUCGAAUUGUCGAUGCAACCGGGAGAAUUCUUGACCGAAAAGCCAUGGGAGAAGAUCUUUUUUGGGCAAUCAGAGGAGGUGGAGGAGCAAGCUUUGGGAUCAUUCUAUGGUGGAAGAUAAAUCUAGUGCCUGUUCCGGAAACUGUCACAGUUUUUACAGUGACAAAGACAUUGGAACAGGGAGCUACAAAGCUCCUCCAUAUAUGGCAACAGGUUGUAGCUAACCUUGAUGAAGACCUAUUCAUCAGGGUAAUCAUUCAACCAACCAAUAUUGGAAAUUCCACUGAGAAAACAGUAUCAACUUCUUACAAUGCCCUGUUUCUUGGAGAUGCAGAUGAGCUGCUUGAUGUUAUGCAACAGAGCUUUCCCGAAUUGGGUUUGACAAGAAACGAUUGCAUCGAAACAAGUUGGAUUGGUUCUGUACUUUACAUAGCAGGCAACCCAAAUGGGACUCAUCCUGAAGUUUUGCUCCAGGGGACAUCUACGCUCAAGUUCUUUUUCAAAGCCAAAUCAGAUUUUGUUAAAGUGCCUAUAUCAGAAACUGCUCUCGAAGGGCUGUGGAAAAGGUUUUUGGAAGACGACGGGGCCCUGAGUAUUUGGACUCCAUAUGGGGGUAUGAUGAACAGGAUUCCAGAGAGAGAAAUUCCAUUUCCUCACAGAGAAGGAACAAUCUUCAUGAUCCAGUACCUAACUGGUUGGACUGAUGGUGAAAAUAACACAGCAAAACACAUGGAGUGGAUUAGGAAGGUUUACAACUACAUGGGCCCGUACGUUUCAAAGUUUCCAAGAGAAGCGUAUGUGAAUUAUAGAGAUCUUGAUCUGGGGAUGAACAAGAAGAACAUGAGUUUUAUAGAGGCAAGGUUUUGGGGAAUUAAGUAUUUCAAGAACAACUUUUAUAGAUUGGUGAAGGUGAAGAGCAGAGUUGAUCCGGAUAACUUCUUCAGGCAUGAACAAAGCAUCCCAAACCUUCCAAUCAAUUAUAGGGUGAAAGGCUAGGCCGCCACAGGCCAGGUUACGAACAUGAAAGGCUGUGAAUGACAUAUAAUGCAUUGUUUCUGUUAAUUGGUUUGACAAGCAUCAAAUGUAUAAGAUAAUAUUUCACUGGAAUGGUCAAAAGAAGAUGAUACUACUAGUUUUCUUUUUCUAUUUUUAAAUAGUGGAGUGUAAAAGUAGACUUUGAACUUUUGGAAAAGAAGAUAAUCCUUUUGCCACUGAACUGCCUCCAGAGUGGAAGGAAGAAAGAUGCGUGCUACACUAUCUCCACUCUCUUCCCACGUGUAAUGUCACAGGUUCAAUUCACGUGUAAUUAUUGUUCAGUAUAAAUAUCCUUUCAUGCGGGCUUAAAUUAUGCACUUUCCUCACAAACUGAUGUAAUAAAUUUUUUGAGGCUUUUGUUUGAUAAAA